UUGUAAAGUCUUUUAAGAGGAUAAAAGCGUAAAAUUAACAAGAAAAUGUGUAUGUAUAAAUUGGCCUAUUCUUCAAUAAUUCAAACAAAUUCAUCAACCUAGCUAGCACAAGAUGGAGUUCAAAGUCUUUCUUCUUGUCAUUCUACUACUAUUCCAGGCUUUCGCAGAAGCUUCAUCAAUCACUGGAGUAGCCAAUUCUCUUGAGAUUACAAAUGAAGGAAGUCAAACUGUGGCUCUGAAUAAUGAACAUAUCCACCUGCACAAAAUCAAUUGCAACCAUGAAUGUUCUCGAAGAUGCAGUAAAGCAUCAAAAAGGAAGAGAUGCAAACGAGCAUGCAAGUCAUGUUGCCACACAUGCCACUGCGUACCCCCUGGGACCUAUGGUCAUAAGGAGGUUUGCCCAUGCUAUGCACGCCUCAAGACUCAUGGGGAUAAGCCUAAAUGCCCUUGAAAUUAUUAUUGACGGGAAGUAUUUUUAAUAUGAAAAAGGGCAUUCAAAUCUAUAUUAUUUGAAUGUUCGAAUUAAUUGAAUGUAUAAGGAAUAAAAUCCACUACUUGACAUUUUAGUAUGGACCAUAUAUUCAUUUUGUAUUUGAUGACAGAUGUGUUUUGUUUGUUUCCUGUUUAUCGAUAUAUAAAGAAGAGAAUCGGUUAUUCCGUAAA
This is a messenger RNA of Glycine soja, 663 nucleotides long. Its product is annotated as peamaclein-like. Bases 113 to 451 code for a protein of 112 amino acids. Lineage: Eukaryota; Viridiplantae; Streptophyta; Magnoliopsida; Fabales; Fabaceae. The transcript is spliced from 4 exons. The record is from RefSeq and is a predicted model, not a curated record.